CUCAACUCUCCCAACAACCAUUGGCUAGGCCGAAUUGCCCAAUUCUCUUCCUUUGAGUUAUAUAUUUAGUAGUAGACCCCUAAUCCAUAAGGGAACUAAACAUAUAACUUUUCACCUUCGAUAGCUAGCCGGUCGAGUGAAUACUCGAUUAUAAAACCAAAUACGCGUCGACUUCACAUCGGAAUCCUAGCGAAUUAUGGGUAACAUGGGUAACAUGGACUAUGAGUGCCCUCACAGAGUUUCCAUCCCACCAUCAAAGCCCUUCCUCCAGUCGCUCAGGUCCACUGUGAAGGAGACCUUCUUUCCUGACGACCCGUUCAGGCAGCUCCAUGGCCAGCCCACGCCCCGGAAGCUUGUUCUUGGCCUCCAAUACUUCAUCCCGAUCCUCGAGUGGGCCCCUCGCUACACCUUCAACUCCUUCAAGGCCGAUCUUGUGGCCGGGAUCACCAUCGCCAGCCUUGCGGUGCCUCAGGGCAUUAGUUACGCCAACCUCGCCAGCUUGCCACCUAUCAUAGGAUUAUAUUCAAGCUUCGUUCCACCGUUGAUAUAUGCAAUGCUGGGGAGCUCGAGGGACCUGGCAGUGGGGACAGUGGCGGUGGCGUCGCUGCUGAUAUCAUCGAUGCUGGGGAAGGAGGUCAGCCCUGUGGAACACCAAAGACAGUACGUUCAGCUGGCACUCACCGCCACCUUCUUCGCCGGUGUCUUCCAAGCUUCUCUUGGCUUCUUAAGGCUAGGGUUCAUAGUGGAUUUCCUGUCGCAUGCAACGAUAGUGGGGUUCAUGGGGGGCGCAGCCACUGUUGUGUGUCUUCAACAGCUCAAAGGCAUCCUAGGAUUAGUUCACUUCACUCACGAGACCGAUGUUCUUUCUGUCCUUCACUCUAUCUUUACUCAAGUCCACCAGUGGAGAUGGGAGAGUGGCCUUCUGGGUUGCUGCUUCCUCUUCUUCCUCUUGCUCACUAGAUACUUCAGCAAGAGAAAGCCAGCCUUCUUCUGGAUAAACGCGAUGGCUCCUCUCACGUCGGUUAUCUUGGGAAGCGUUCUCGUCUAUCUAACCCACGCUGAGAAACAUGGCGUUCAAGUGAUCGGACACCUGAAGAAAGGGCUGAACCCGCUGACCGUGACGGAGCUGGCAUUUGGUUCGCCACACCUGACCACCGCCAUCAAAACCGGCAUAAUCACCGGUGUCAUUGCUCUCGCUGAAGGAAUUGCUGUGGGGAGAAGUUUUGCAAUGUUCAAGAACUAUCACAUUGAUGGCAACAAAGAGAUGAUUGCCUUUGGGAUGAUGAACAUGGCUGGCUCCUGCACUUCUUGCUACUUAACCUCGGGCCCGUUCUCGAGGACUGCGGUAAACUUCAAUGCGGGAUGCAAGAGCGCAGUGUCCAACAUCGUCAUGGCCACGGCGGUGAUGAUAACACUGCUGUUCCUCACACCAUUGUUCCAUUACACACCGCUCGUGGUGCUGUCCUCCAUCAUAAUCACCGCCAUGCUCGGCCUCAUCGAUUACGAGGCGGCCUUCCACCUCUGGAAGCUUGACAAGUUCGACUUCGUCGUGUGCAUCAGCUCAUACAUUGGGGUCGUGUUUGGUAGCGUCGAGAUCGGCUUAGUCGUAGCAGUUAGUAUGUCCCUGCUAAGAGUGCUCAUCUCCGUAGCAAGGCCAAGAACAACUGCAUUGGGCAACAUUCCCAAUUCUAUGAUCUAUCGAAGCAUCGAUCAGUACCCGAACGCAACCAAAGUCCCGGGAGUUCUCAUUCUUCAGAUCGAUGGGUCAAUCUACUUUGCCAACGCAAACUACUUAAGAGAGAGGAUUACAAGAUGGAUCUACGAAGAAGUAGAAGACAAGCUGAAAGCUACGUUGCAGUAUGUCAUACUUGAUAUGAGCGCGGUAGGUAGCAUCGAUACAAGCGGGAUCACGAUGCUGCAGGAGAUCAAGAAGAACAGCGAUCGAAUGGACUUAAAGCUCAUGCUGGCGAACCCAAGAAGCGAGGUGAUAAAGAAGCUCGACAAGUCGAAGUUCAUUGAAAGCCUAGGCCAGGAAUGGAUUUAUCUCACGGUUGGGGAGGCUGUAGCAGCAUGCAACUUCAUGCUGCAUACAUGUAAAUCCAAUCCACAGGACAGCAAUGUCUGAAUGACUCUCGUAGUCAGCAAUAUAACUAGAGAUCGGGGGAAGAAUAUGAACGAAGAGAACUAACGGGACUAUGCUAUAUAAAUAUAUGUAAUAUAUGGUGUAUUGAGUCAAAAUCUCGCUGAAAUUGUGGCAAUCCUGCAAUUUUAAAAGGGAAUUUCUGUGAUGCCUCCUUCCAUACAAUGCAAGUGAAACCUCCAGAAAUUCUAGAGGAUCGGGAAAGUGUAAUCUUACAUUUCAUACAGUACAGACCAGUGUAUCGGAAAGUGAUCAUGAGCUGGUGGAUUCGAUGUUACCAGGUCGGAUUUCUGA
Molecule: messenger RNA, 2434 nt
Organism: Punica granatum (pomegranate)
Lineage: Eukaryota; Viridiplantae; Streptophyta; Magnoliopsida; Myrtales; Lythraceae
Source: RefSeq, a predicted model, not a curated record